Molecule: messenger RNA, 621 nt
Organism: Tremella mesenterica DSM 1558
Lineage: Eukaryota; Fungi; Basidiomycota; Tremellomycetes; Tremellales; Tremellaceae
Exons: 3
Coding region: 1-621 (206 amino acids)
Source: RefSeq, a predicted model, not a curated record
AUGUCUAAGCGUACUUUGUCCUCUUCUAUCUCUUCUCGUCAAACUCGGGCCUCUACUGCGGCCAUUCUUCCCAACGUCGAUCCCGAACUCCUCAUGCGUCAUACGAAAAGGAUGAGGAUCUCCUCUCAAGCUCCAGCCCCUUCUCAACCUCCAUUGGUUGAUGCUUCUCGUAGGGCUCUAGACACCAUUAAGGAUCGAUAUCAAUCCGGUCCUCCUCGCACUCAACAAUCGCCUCCCCUCGAUGACGCGAUCAUGGAGCAAUUCCUCGACUUCGAAGGUGGGGCAGGGCCAUCUGCCACUGGUGAGAACCCAUCUCCCGUCAAGUCCGUCGAAUCCGAACACGGUACCAUCGUCGAGAAUCAAAAUUCUCCUGGUAAUAAGUCCCCUGUGCCACCUUCUGACUAUUCUGAGGGGCUUGUCGAGGUUCCCCAUGAACUCGAAACCAUUUUUCACGCCCCUCGCAAGGGUCCGGUCAAUGAUGAACUUGCUAAGGCUCUGGACGCUCGAAAAGACUCGGAAAUUGGUGAGAAUCCUAUAGAAUUCUCUACUCUCUGGGCCCGCCUUUCUUUCUCCUCUGUUCGUCACGCUCUGUGUCACGGCCGUCGAGCAACUACUUCCUAA